Molecule: messenger RNA, 1898 nt
Organism: Microcebus murinus (gray mouse lemur)
Lineage: Eukaryota; Metazoa; Chordata; Mammalia; Primates; Cheirogaleidae
Gene: P2RY4
Product: pyrimidinergic receptor P2Y4
Biological process (GO): G protein-coupled receptor signaling pathway; transepithelial chloride transport
Cellular component (GO): plasma membrane
Molecular function (GO): G protein-coupled purinergic nucleotide receptor activity; G protein-coupled UTP receptor activity
Source: RefSeq, a predicted model, not a curated record
CUCCUGGCAGGACAUUACAUGUUGAGAGAAUAGGCAAUUGACAUCUGGAUUGCCCUCACCUAAGGAGGGCCAUGGCCAGUACAGAGUCCUUGCUGGUGAGAUCCGUAAGCCCCAGCCCAGGUCCUGAUGACAGUGAGGUGGAGCUCGACUGCUGGUUUGACGAGGAGUUCAAGUUCAUCCUGCUGCCUGUGAGCUAUGCAGUUGUCUUUGUGCUGGGUCUGGGCCUCAACGGCCCAGCCCUCUGGCUCUUUCUCUUUCGCCUCCGACCCUGGGAUGCCACGGCCACCUACAUGUUCCACUUGGCGUUGUCAGACACCUUGUAUGUGCUGUCACUGCCCACCCUCAUCUACUACUACGCAGCCCGCAACCACUGGCCCUUUAGCACUGGGUUAUGCAAGUUCGUCCGCUUUCUCUUCUACUGGAACCUUUACUGCAGCGUCCUUUUCCUCACCUGCAUCAGUGUGCACCGCUACCUGGGCAUCUGCCACCCACUGCGCGCACUACGCUGGGGCCGCCCUCGCCUUGCCGGCCUUCUCUGCCUGGCGGUCUGGUUGGUCGUAGCCGGCUGCCUCGUGCCCAACCUGUUCUUCGUCACAACCAGCACCAGAGGGGCUACCAUCCUGUGCCAUGACACCACUCGGCCUGAGGAGUUCGACCACUACGUGCAUUUCAGCUCGGCAGUCAUGGGGCUGCUCUUUGGCGUGCCCUGCCUGGUCACUCUGGUGUGCUAUGGGCUCAUGGCGCGGCGCCUGUACCGGCCCUUGCCAGGCGCCGCCCAGUCAUCUUCCCGUCUCCGUUCUGUCCGCACCAUCGCCGUGGUGCUGGCUGUCUUCGCCGUCUGCUUCGUGCCUUUCCACAUCACCCGCACCGUUUACUACCUGGCGAGGCUGUGGGAAGCUGACUGCCAGGUGCUGAACAUCGUCAACGUGGUCUAUAAAGUGACUCGGCCCCUGGCCAGCGCCAACAGUUGCCUGGAUCCUGUGCUCUACUUGCUCACGGGGGACAAGUAUCGACGUCAGCUCCGGCACCUCUGCAGUGGUGGCGGGCCCCGGCCUCCCACAGCUGUCUCCUCCUUGGCGCUGGUGUCCUUGCCUGAGGACAGCAGCUUCAAGUGGAUGGCCGCCCCCCCAAGACAGUAGCUGCCCUCACCCUGGGGCAGACAGGUUGUAACACUGGAAGCCGAGAAGCGAGAGAAAAGGGGUGAGUGCAGGGCAGGGGUGGGGGAACAAUGGUGAUGCCUGCCAAGGCGCUCCUCCUCUACUCCGAGCUCUGGAGACAAGCCCUUACCCGGAGGAGUUGGGGGAGGCAGGGAAAUCGUGUGUGACCCCAUCUCUCAUAAACCCUUCAGCUGCCCUCUCUUUUCUAGCUAAAGACAGUAGCAGCCACUCCUCCACCUCUACUUCUGUCUCUUUGUGUCUGUCCCUUCCUGGAGCCAUUGGUCCUGGUGCUUGGGCCUACAAGACUGCCUGGAAAUCUUCCCCGGUCUUUCGUGCUCCAUUUUCCCCACGUCCUCCUGCAGCACGCGUUUCUGCAGCCAGCCAGAGCGUUCACCUGGAUGGGUGGAGAAGGCGGAGUAGUCAGGAUGGGCCUGACGCAUGCGAUGGUGAUAAGGUGAUAAGCAGAAUGAGGAAGUGGGAGCACCUUACAUAUCGCAUAUCACAUAAGCGAGGAUGUGCCAGACAUAGCACCUACACCCACUUCCUGCUUCUCCCUUGAAGACAGGAUAGUUUUGCCUACUGAGGUGCUGAAAUAGGACACAAUCCCAGGGAGCUUACAGGCCAGGGUCCCCACAGGCAGCUGGAAGGCUGGCACUGUUGAACUGGUGUGCAGUACGAGUUACAGUCCUAUCAUGGGGUGGGGACACUGAGGAGCCUCAGGGGCCAGGACCCAAGCUUGUA